AUGUCACGAGGCAUUGCAAUCAGUACUGUCGCCGUGCACUCUGGUCUCUACUCCCUACAACAAGCAGCUGUCCUGCAGUCGAACCUAUCAGCAAGAGGAGCUUCCACGAUCACGCUGUUCGAGACUGGGUGCGAUUUCCGCGAUGAAAACGAUGUCACUCACAGAAAUUGCACCCAAGCUUGCACACAGCCGGCGAUUGUGUGGAAGAAUCCUUUCACAAUCCAUAACUGCUUGGUCUAUAGCACGGUCUCAGGCCUAAUCGCCAAGAACAACUUGACAGCAGACGGGCAACGACAAGCUGCCGACCUAGGCUACUUGCCAAAUUUCAAUCUUGCCUUGAUCGAGGACCCUGCGAAUGAGUGUAUGCACAGCUUCUGCCUCAACCAGCGGCACGCCGAUCCGUCAAUACAUUGCUCAGGUGCUUCGAUCAACACGACAUACUUCAGCAAUGCAACGAAGGGAGAAGUCCAUAAUCUACUUACCGAUGCAUUCGUCCAAAAUGCGUGUGGCUCGUUCAAGGCAAGUCCGAACGUCGACGUCGGCGGCAUCGGGGUCUAUAUCGGCUAUCUCAUGCAGCUCUCCAUCUUGAUUUACUGCUGGAUUCAUGGACGCCUAAUUUCGAGCUGGCUGAAGUCUUUCACAUUUGUCGUUUGCGCGCCCUUUGGCCUCAAGAGAGCCAGACAACGCGCCCAUCGAGUGAGGAUGAGAUUGAAACAGUCUCAUCAGGGCGCGGCGCUCGUUUCGGGUCUCUUCGAAUUCCAGCAAGCGCAGAGCUACUUUGCUCUCACGCUCAAUGGCGCUGCUAUAGGAGCGCUGUGCAGCAAUGGUGCCAUGUUCGACGUGCAAAGUCUUCAACAAAUGCGUCUCACCGUUGACUUACUCGGCGACGUCGCAGCUACAGCCAUCAUCUGCCUGACGUUCGGACUAUACAUGCUUCACGCCGAAGGCAAGAGGACGUGGUAUGUUACCUUCCUCUCACUUAUUGCCAUACUGGUAUCAUUUGCAACCUGGAUCCUCACCUGCCUGCCGCUGAGAAACUUGCACCAAAUCAAUCCAACAGGAUUCGAACUUCCAGCCUGCGGAAACCGAUCUCCAGCGGCAUUUUGUCUGGACCAAACUAGAUCCAAAUCCAUCACUUCUGGAGCAGUCUGCAUUGCAAUCUGCAUGCUGACGACAAUUCUCAUGAUGGUUCGACAAUUAAAGACUCACCCAUUCCCAUCACCGCGGACGAGUAUUGCCUCACCGCCAUCCCUUCGACGAACCUCAACGCACGCCACGACCUCUUCGAGAGCUCGGCAACUCUUGCAACAACAGACAGCCGUGGUCUAUGGCUGGCGACUAGAGAUUGCUGAACUCAUCCUCGCAAGCAUGACUAUCGUGAUGCUAGUCCAGCUGAUCAUGAAUGGCGACAUGAUUGCUAUGCGAGAACAGGUGCAAUGGACGUUCGCGCAGUUGAUCGCCGUGACCAUCUGGGCCCCUAGUAUCAUCGAAUACCUCUACGCCGCUGUCAGGAGAUGGAGUCUGACAGGGAAUAAAGACGUUGUUGAGAGAAUUGGAAGUUUAGGUCGGAGGGUAACUGUUGAUGAAGGUGUGCAAGUCGACUUUGGAGGGUAUGCGUUUGAUGGAAGAGAAGACGAGUCCGCUGCUGAUGGAGACGAAGCAAAGGGUUCAAGGGAGAACAUCGGUGACAAGAGGAAGGUAGUUGAAGACACGCUCUCGUCGAUGCCAGCACCCGAACAGAUGGUUUGA
Messenger RNA from Pseudocercospora fijiensis CIRAD86, 1749 nucleotides. RefSeq lists its product as uncharacterized. The transcript has a single exon. Lineage: Eukaryota; Fungi; Ascomycota; Dothideomycetes; Mycosphaerellales; Mycosphaerellaceae. The coding region runs from base 1 to 1749 and encodes 582 amino acids. The record is from RefSeq and is a predicted model, not a curated record.